AUGUCUUCGGCUGCCGGACCGCCUCCACCGCCUCCACCUCCGCCGCGCAAGCCAUCCUUCAACGGCAACCUCUGCGACAAUCUGUUCGAUCUUCUCCCCGCCGAAUUGUUGCUUAUAAUCUACGAGUAUGUGGGUAGUGGUAAUCUCAUGAACCUCGCUCUGGCCAUCUACCCUACCCUGGAGCAGCACAGAAUUGUACCACAGCUUACAGCCAGCACGUACCUUAGCAUAGUACGCGGGGCACAGGGUGCGACGGCGGCGAGACGAUCACUAGUCUUACCACCACCUUUGGAUAGGAUACCCAUGGAGAUUUGGCUCGUUGUAGCUCGGGAUCUAGAACCAAUCGCUAUUCUAUCAAUGAUGGUGGCUCUCGGCAGAUACCCGCGAGAGUCGAUGACCCCAGAGACGGCAACGCGCAUGAGAUCAUGGUGCCGUAGGUCAAAGAGAAAGGAUGCAUCGUGA
This is a messenger RNA of Alternaria postmessia, 462 nucleotides long. RefSeq lists its product as uncharacterized. The record is from RefSeq and is a predicted model, not a curated record. NCBI's taxonomy places the organism in Eukaryota, Fungi, Ascomycota, Dothideomycetes, Pleosporales, Pleosporaceae. The transcript has a single exon. The coding region runs from base 1 to 462 and encodes 153 amino acids.